AAGGGAGCUGAAGGCCCCUGGAGACUUCCCAGGAAGAGCUGCAGCUGUGUCCGAUGAGGUCACAAAGCUCCUCCACGAAGGCUCCUCCCCCAGGCCAGGGCUGAGCACCCCUGCAGGGCCAUGUCCAAGCCCUGGGGAAGCUCCACCCUCUGGAACCGCUGAAGUCCGAGGGUCUGGGGCCAGUGGGCUGGGGGGCUGGCACCCUGCCUCCGUGUCCCUGGUGACCGACACUUUCUGCAGCCAUUAUGAACCGGCUCUGGAACAUCAGGCGUUGGGAGCCACUCCAGGGCCCCCUGAAGUGGGUCCCCACCCUGGGCGAGCUGCAGAAGACCCUCCAGAAGGGCGAGUACUUGCCCCUCCGCCCGCUGCCCAUGUUCGAGAGUAACUUUGUCCAGGUGACCAGUCGAGGGGCCCCAGUGUAUGUGCACCACAGAACCAACCAAGUGACCAUGGGCGUGGCUGCCUCCCUGCCAGGCCUGGUGUUGCCAGACAUCCUGCUGAUGGCCCAGCCCGCCGCGGGCAGGGAGCGCUCCAGCCUCGUCCUCACCAGGAUGAUCCCGCUGGACCUGGCCCACCUCUACGUCCACGACCUGUCUGCCUGGCACCUGAAGCUGCGUCUGGUCAUGGGCCGCCGCUAUUACCUGGAGCUGGACGCCCCUGACAAUGAGGUCAGCUUCCUGUUUGACUGCUGGAUCCGCCUCAUCAACCUGCUCCAGCAGCCCGCCACCUCCUGGGUCCCCAGGACCCUCCACACGCCCCCCACGGACCCGGGCCACGUGGCACCUCCAGGUGGGCGUUUACUUGAGACCCCUUCACUCUGUAUCUCAGAGGACAGCCCUGAAAUGCCCUUGCUGGGCUCCUGUGAUCACUUGCAUAUGUACCCGUGGUGCAACGAACAGGCCAGGCCUCUGGACUCCGUGCAGAGACUGUGGCCGCCGCCCUCCCAGAAGCCCCCAGCCAUCCCUGCUGCCUCUUGUAAGGCUCCAUUCAUCCUUGACCAAUCCCAGAAGUUCUUGGCUGUACCUGCUCCAUCCCGGAAAGCGCCAGCUUUUCCUGCUGCUCCCCAGGAGGCCCCAGCCACACCUGCCCCAUCUCAGAAGGCCACACAUGUAUUGGCUACUCCCCACAAGGCCCCAGCCAUGCCUGCCCCAUCUCAGAAGGCCGCGUAUACACUUGCUGUUCCCCUGAAGGCUGUGUCCCCCCCUGCUCCAAACAGGAAAUCUGUGUUCCUACCUACCCUGUCCCAUAAGGCUCUGACCUUACCUACCCAAUACCAAAUGACAAUGGACCCUGCCACCACGGGCGUGUUGCCUGCGGGAAGUCACAGAGGAGAUGUGCUUGAGAAAAGCAAGCCUGAAGGGAAGCCAGAGCUGGUGUUGAUGGGCACCCAGGAGACAAACAUAGUAGAGGUGAGGACUCAGAAAACAUCCCUGGAGCUGCCUUUCACCACCACCGAGAAGGAGUCGGAGGAAGUCCUGGUCAGCAGAGCCCAGGAUGUCACCGCGGAUGGCUUGAAGGGCAAGGGCAAGUUGGAGGACAAAGUCCGCAGGAUGAAGGAGGAGAUCUCUCUGAACAUGCUGGGCUUCAAAUCCAAGGAGGUGGGGCAGCAGCAGAAGUGGAUCAAGACCCAGGAGCUGGCCAUCGAGGAAGCCUCACAGGGGCAGACCAGGCCCUUCUCAGUGGAAGGGCUCACCCGUGCCAAGCUGAUGAUCACUGCCAGUUCCAAGGAUCCCUCCUUGAGAUCAGCUCUGUUCAAUCUGCCCUCCUGGCUCUCAACCCAGCAGGGGUCUGCCAUGCCAACUAUGGACACGGUACCCCUCAGCACCACCAAGGUGUCCUUGCUGGAGGAGAUGCCGGUGGUGGUCAGGGAGCAGCCACAGUUGGGGGCCUGGGCGACGGGGAACACGCAUCCAUGGGCGGAGGUGGAGGAGGUGCCCCGGGACCCAAAGGGGCCUUCCAAAGCGUCCCCUUUCCCCAAGUGUGCCACCAGCAGCCCCAAGGUGAAUGCUGCCUCCCUGACUCCCAUCUCUCUGCCCUCAGCGAGGUGGGAGGACAUAACGGAGUCUCCUACCUCUCUGACCCCUGUCUCAAAGAUGGAGGCCAGGGUCUCCCAACAGCCCAGGAGAGUAUCUCAAGAGCCCAAGAGGGUGCCGAACCAGUGCCCCAUGGCCACAGUGGGGUCGUCUUUGGAGGUUCUCUUGCCCACUCUCUUGGAAAUUGAGAGUAUGAAGGACAUGGCCUCCAAGGUGGAGAAGAUAGAGGAGGAAGUGGGCAUCUUUGCUCCUUCGCCCAGGUAUUUGGGGUGACAGCUAACGUGUAUUGUCAACUCUGUUAUCCACGAGGUAGAGAGGAUCAUUCCUUCUUUUUCCACUUUCCUUUGUGCUCUCAGUGUAUAGUGAGUGUCAACUACGUGCCAGGCAUCAUUCUAUGCACUAUGGACAUGGCAUUGAGCAAUUUGGGGAGGGGGUGCUCCUGGUAUCUUUUGGGUAGAGUCCAGGGACGAUGCUCAACAUCCCACAAUGUACGCGAUGGUGCCCCACAGCAAAGUGUGAUCCUCCACAAAAUAUCAGUAGUGCUGAAGCUGGGAACUCUGACAAUAAAAUCCACAGUAAUUAUAUUGUACAUUAUUAGCUGAUAGGGCUCCGGGCAAACAGCAGGGUAGGGAGGGCUACGAGUGGGGGUAGGCAGCUUCCAGUAUUGGAUUGGGUGGUCCGGGAGGGCCUCAGUGAGCUAGUGUCAUUUGUGUAAAGAUCUGAAGGAGGGGAGUGAGGAAGCCAUGUGGACAUCUGGGGAAAUUCGUUCCCUUCAGAAGGAACAACCACUGCAAAGUCCCUGAGGCAGGAAUGUGUACGAUGUGCUGGACCAAGAGGGAGCUCCAGGACAGCCCAGAGUAGGAAUUGUGGUCACAGGAGUCACGAGGGUGGCACCAUCAUGUGGGGCCAUCUUAAGUACUUUGGGUUUGAUGCUG
Aethalodelphis obliquidens (Pacific white-sided dolphin) is the source of this 2968-nucleotide messenger RNA. It is a transcript of the gene GARIN5B, whose product is annotated as golgi associated RAB2 interactor family member 5B. The record is from RefSeq and is a predicted model, not a curated record. Gene Ontology annotation, cellular component: nucleus. Lineage: Eukaryota; Metazoa; Chordata; Mammalia; Artiodactyla; Delphinidae.